Messenger RNA from Venustampulla echinocandica, 2694 nucleotides. RefSeq names its product putative pathway-specific regulatory protein nit-4. The record is from RefSeq and is a predicted model, not a curated record. The transcript is spliced from 3 exons. NCBI's taxonomy places the organism in Eukaryota, Fungi, Ascomycota, Leotiomycetes, Helotiales, Pleuroascaceae. Gene Ontology annotation, molecular function: DNA binding; zinc ion binding; DNA-binding transcription factor activity, RNA polymerase II-specific. Gene Ontology annotation, biological process: regulation of DNA-templated transcription; DNA-templated transcription. The coding region runs from base 1 to 2694 and encodes 897 amino acids.
AUGGCCGAUAUCAAAAACCCCGAGCAGUUGGUGGUGCAGCACGGGGCCGGUGGAAUUGUGGCGCCAGUGAAGAAGAAGUCGAGGAGCAGCAGAGAAGACGCCGCGAGCAAGAGGCGAUGCGUGAGCACGGCUUGUAUCGCAUGUAGGAAGAGGAAGUCAAAGUGCAAUGGGAACACUCCAAGUUGCGCAGCCUGCUCGAGUGUUUAUGGGACGGUAUGCGUCUACGAUCCGAAUAGCGACCACCGACGAAAGGGCGUGUACAAGGAGAAGAUCGAUAGUUUGAAGACGCGGACCUCGACAUUGCAGACUCUUGUGCAAGCCAUAUUGAACGCCGCCGAGGACGAUGUGCCAGAUCUGGUGAAGCAGAUACGGACCUGCGAAAGCUUGGAUGAGGUGGCGGAUAGCAUACGUCGACAUGAGGAGGGCAUGGAUGAGGACGAUGGCGAAAUCGAUGGUCCUUCGUAUACGACGAACCUGCCGACCUUCGAAACACAACUUUCAGGGAAGAUGGGCGAGUUGAGGCUGGAGAACGGUGCUGUUCGGUUCCUUGGAGGUACUUCGAACUUGAUAUACCUGGAACCUACGGAUGAAGACGAGCACGCUGCCGCAUCCGAGUCUUUCCAACAGCAGGAGGAUCCCCUCACAAGCUGGACAGCAGUGACGUCUGAUACCGAGUUCAUCGUACAUCUAAUCAACAUGUAUUUUACCUGGCAUUAUCCCUAUUUCACGACUUUAUCGAAAAGUCUCUUCUAUCGAGAUUUCCUCCUAGGAAAAGCUACUAUAAACCCCAAACGGACGCUAUACUGUUCUAGCCCCCUCGUGAACGCUAUGCUAGCAUUAGGAUGCCACUUUACCGACUCCCCAAAAGGCUGUGCUCAUCCAGGAGAUACGACCACAAAGGGAGACGCUUUCUUUGCCGAGGCGAAACGGCUUAUUGUUGAGAAUGAUGAAUACGAGAAGCCUAGUCUGACAACUAUUCAAGCCUUGUGUCUGAUGUCUGUUCGUGAAGCUGGGUGCGGCCGAGAGGCCAAAGGCUGGGUCUACAGUGGAAUGGCCUUCCGACUGGCGCAAGAUAUGGGCCUGAGCCUGGAUUCCGGGGGGAUGACCAAUAGCAGGGAAUCCAUGGAUGAGCAGGAAAUUGAUGCUCGAAGGGUCACGUUCUGGGGUUGUUUCUUAUUCGACAAGUGCUGGUCUAACUAUCUCGGACGAUUACCGCAACUACCAGCCGCCAACAUCACGGUAGCGAAGUAUGAUGUUUUCCCUGACGAGGACGCCGAUAUUUGGUCUCCGUAUACCGAUAAUGGCAUCGGGCAAUCGCAUUCACAGGCGUCGCGAACGAGGACAGUGGCACUGCAGAUUUCAAGUCUCGCCGAGAUCAGCAGUGACUUACUGAUAUUCUUUUACAGUCCACAGCGUCUCGAGAGAUCUAUUGGGAGAUCCCAGGAAUUGAAAAAGUUGAGUGAGUUACAGACACGGCUCGAAGCAUGGCGAAGGGAUCUCCCCAAGGAACUGGAGCCCAAGGAGGGCCAGUUACCGAAUGUCCUACUCAUGCACAUGUUCUUCCAUCUUCUAUAUAUCCACCUCUUCCGCCCCUUCCUCAAGUAUAGCCCAUCAACCUCGCCCCUCCCAUCCCACGUCUCGCCUCGGAAGCUAUGCACACAAGCUGCAGGCUCUGUCUCAAAACUUAUGCGGCUAUAUAAACGCACCUAUGGCCUGCGUCAAAUCUGCAAUAUUGCAGUCUACAUAGUCCAUUCGGCGUGCACGAUCCAUCUGCUGAACCUCCCGGAGAAAGCCGCAAAGAGGGACAUCAUACACGGGGUCAAGCAUCUCGAGGAGAUUGCAGAUGACUGGUUAUGUGCCCGUCGGACAUUGAGCAUCCUCAGUGUGCUGGCAAGAAAAUGGAAGAUUGAGCUUCCAGAGGAGGCUGCUGUUGUCCUCGCUCGCUCCGAUGCCAAAUUUGGCCAUUUCAACACAGCUGAUGUGCCGUCUCCGAAACAGGAGAUCAUCGGUUCUUCACCAUCCUCGACAGCUACACCACCUCCAUUUGCACCUCCACCCCUACCACCGCAACAGGGAUCGAACUUAGUGCUCAAUCAUAACCCACUUAAACAUAGUCUAUACAGCUAUCCGGAAUCCCAGAUGCUGUCAACGAUGAAAGGCAUGCACCACUCACCGUCAGAUACACAAAGUCCUACCAUCCAGGCACUAUCUGCUCGCCGACAGGCAGCCUCCAACGGUCUUGCAGCUACCAAUGUGGGCGAUGAUUCAUCAAUACCUCCGGUACCAUUUCCCCGUAACCCAUACAGCAACCUUCCAACAUCAGCAUCAACAUCACGUUCUACACUCACUCCGUCUACCGAUAUCCUACCCACCACCUCUAGCAUGGUGUCAAACUCACCAGCUGCCAUGGCUCGGCAGGUCACUACGAACACGAUGUUCGGCGGCGUCGAGGCAUUAGUCGAAAGUCAAGACUGGUGGCUCCGCGAUCAAGCCAGCCUCGUCAUCGGCUUCGACAACUGGAUGGGGCCCGGCGGCUCUGACGGCAUGGGGAACGGGGCCAUCGCAUCGCCAAACAUGAACAACCUCCCAAACGUUGAUUCCAGCUACCUCAUGCCUCAAAACGGAAACAACGGAAACAAUGGAAACAACCCUCACAACCCCGACGCGUUCAAUGAUGACGACUGGAAUUACUAA